AUUAUUCUGCCAUUUUGUAUUCGGCGUCCGGCCAGCAAAAUAAAAACGCAGAAAAACUAGGUUUUGCAAAAUUAAAUUUUUUUUUUUUUUAUUCAAAAUAAUAAAGUAUGUCAGACUAUCGCUCUCAAUCCCGUGGUGGAGGCCGCGGUCAGGACUAUUCAAAUGAUGACGAUCCGCCUAUGUCGCGACUUUUCAUAAUAUGUAACAAAGCGCAUACCGAAGAAGAUUUUCGCGAAGCGUUCUCACCUUACGGCGAAAUCGAGGAUAUUUGGGUGGUUAAGGAUAAGCAUACACAGGAAAACAAGGGUAUUGCAUAUGUGAAAUUUUCAAAAACCUCCGAUGCAGCCAAGGCCCAAGAGCAGAUGAAUGGCAAAACUAUUGGAAAAACGGACAGAACUCUCAAAGUGCUGGUUGCCGCAAAUCGUAAUCAGGGUUCGAAUAAAUCGGAAAACGAACAGGAAAAGUAUGUGCGAUUGUUUAUUGUUAUUCCAAAAACCGCCACCGAGGACGACAUACGGGAUGAAUUUUCUCAGUGGGGUGAGGUGGAAAACGUCACAAUUGUACGGGAAAAGAAUAAUGGUAAUCCCAAAGGUUUCGGAUACGUGCGCUUCACAAAAUUCUACUAUGCAGCUGUGGCAUUUGAGAAUUGCUCAUCGAAAUAUAAGGCCGUCUUUGCCGAACCCAAGGGCUCCACACGUACACAGCGGGAUCAAUAUGGUCGCCUCGCUGAUGAUAGUCCAGUGUAUCCAUCGGGGCGUGGGGGUGGCGGUGGUGGCUCGAAUUACAAUGGUGGUAGUGCCGGCGGCGGUAGUGGUGGUAGCUUUAACAACGAUUGGAAUGCAUCGGUCAACAGCGACAUGUCCGCAUUUCUACGAAUGCAAAAUGUGCCUGUGCCUCAACCCACGUGUUUGGAAGUUACUGUCAGUAAUUGUGUAAAUCAAGAUCAGCUGUGGCGUCUCUUUGAUAUAAUACCUGGGUUAGAUUACUGUCAAAUUAUGCGCGAGCAUGGUCCACGCACGAAUGAAGCUGUAGUCGUAUACGAUAACCCUGAAGCAGCAAUAUAUGCCAAGGAUAAAUUGCAUGGGCUGGAAUAUCCCAUGGGCGAGCGCAUAAUUGUUAAGGUCAACGGCAUGAGUUCUGCUCGCAUGGACACUUCUUUCAUUGACAAGCGGACUAAGAAGGAUGCGAUAUGCAACGUACCAUUACCGCCAACACAGCCACUGGCAUCGCCAGAUGCACAAGUUGCGCAGCGAUUAUUCAUUGUUCUGUCAGCGAAUCUACCCCACUCAAUAUUGAAGAACAUAUUCUCCUGCUGGAAGGGAUUGAUCGAUGUAUAUUUGUUGCCCAACAAGAAUUGUGGAUAUGUUAAAUACUCGGAACGUGAAAGUGCGCAAAAGGCAAUAGGCGUGCUAAAUGGAGCUGAAAUUUGUGGAACGAAAAUCAAGGUCAUGGAAGCGGAGGAGCGAAGCGGUUCAGAUGGUGAUGAUAGCGGCAGAAAGCGGUUGCGUCGCAAUUAACCAUAGUUUGGAAUUCAUCAACGGGUGAUGAGACCCACUGACAACAUUUGUACUUAACAGAGAACAUUAUGUACGAGUAGUUUACAAAACAAAAA
Messenger RNA from Drosophila arizonae, 1612 nucleotides. RefSeq names its product RNA-binding protein 45. The record is from RefSeq and is a predicted model, not a curated record. NCBI's taxonomy places the organism in Eukaryota, Metazoa, Arthropoda, Insecta, Diptera, Drosophilidae. Gene Ontology annotation, molecular function: RNA binding.